Diorhabda carinulata is the source of this 6408-nucleotide messenger RNA. RefSeq lists its product as uncharacterized. The transcript has 9 exons. The record is from RefSeq and is a predicted model, not a curated record. Bases 263 to 6241 code for a protein of 1992 amino acids. Lineage: Eukaryota; Metazoa; Arthropoda; Insecta; Coleoptera; Chrysomelidae.
GUAAAAUAACAUCGAACUACACACAAAUAAACUAAAAAGUUUUACAUCUAAGAUGCUUAUUCUGUGGAAUAAAAUAAAAACGUUUUAGCGUGUAUUAUAGUGAGGUUAGGUUUAAAAGUUUGUUAGAAAAUGUAAAAUAUUACGAUAGAUACAAACAUUUUGUACAUUAAAAAUAAGUAAACUUUUAAAGAAUGUUUAUAAAUAAUUAAUUACUAUCAGUUUACAGUACAGUGUGUAAUAACUAUUUAAUAAUCAAUUCAUAAUGAAUCCGACAAUCGUAGAUUUUAGUGUGGUGAAACAGAAGUUGAUAAAAACAGAUACAAUACUACAAAUGUAUUCAGAAAAUAGUCACAAGCUUAAGAAAGCUUUGCAAACGUGUAAGGAACUCAAGCAAAAACUAGAACGGAUUCAACUUGAAAAUGAUAGGUGUACUUUUUCAUUAGAAUCACUAAAGACUAAAUACAAUACAAUGGAUGCUGAUUAUAAAUCGUUGUACGAACAAAAAACCUCCUUAGAACAAAAAUAUAAUCAGCAAGCUAUUGUAACACAAAAAAAUAUUAAAGAUCUAGAAAUGGAAAUACAAUAUCUAAAGGAGUUGAAUACAUUUGCAGAACCUUCCAAACAAAAGAAUCAAACUACGGUUGAUAACAAGAAAGUUGAAGAACUUGAAGAAAAACUAGUCAAACAUAAAAAUAAUGAAACUCAACUUCAAACAGAGAAUAAUAAGUUGCAGAAGGAAAUUACGGCAUUGCAAGAUCAACUAGCUGCUACUAAAGAAGAAAAAAAGAGAAUCACUGAUGGGCUUAAAGAGGAAAUGAAUAAAGUUCUUCAAGAAAUGCAUAUGCAAAAUUUAGAGAUGAAUGAAAAAUUAAAACAUUACACUCAGUUAUGUUAUGACAAAGAUAUAGAAAUAAACAAUUUAAAACAGAAUGUAACAAUCACCAAUCUUUCAAAGGAUCUUGCUUGUACUAAAAGUAAGCGAAUGAGAAUGAAAAUUUUAACAGAAGCUCAAGUUAAUAUAGAUCCCAUAAAAACGGAGAAUAUUGCUAUACAGACUGAUACAAUAAUAUUGGAAUCAAAUACAAAUAACCCGGAACGGUGUUCAAAAGAAGAAUCGUUAGAAAAAACUGAAUCAAUCGAUGAUAUUUUACUAGAAAUGAUUUACAUACCCAAAUUAUUGUCACCAAUAAGAUCAGUUUCUCCAGUGAUGGAAGCUUUUGAUCCAUACGAUGAACAAACUGUCUCUCCUUUCACAUCUAAUAUAUCAAGAAGUAAAAAUACUUUACAGCAAGAAACAGAACCGAAUAAUAUUGAAAAUAGAUGUAGAUCUCUGGUUAAAAAGAAAUUUCUAAACCGUAAAUACCGCAAAUUUAUGUAUUUACAGAAAAAACGAAGAAUUAUGAAGAAAAAACAGGAUAUAAUAAAAAGGAGACGUGCUCUUAAUUGCCAGGAUAAUGUCCUAAGGGCGUUACAGAUUUUAAAACGAUCCAAAAUCAAUUUCACAAUUUCCAAUGAAUCGACUAUUCCUUUCUAUUGCGACAAUUUCAAUUCAGAAUGUGGGGAGCUUCAAUCAAAUAAUUUCACCUCGCAAUUCCUCAAGAGAUUAUCAAAUACUGAAUGUUCCUCUUGUAAAUCCAAGAAAUGUAGAAGAACUUUAUUAAAUAACGGACCGAAUGAGAAAUUAUUAGAAUUUUUUAAUAUUAAAAAAGAAAAUAUAUCUCCGACUCCAAGUAGAAUGGAAUUUAAAAAUGAAACUAGACCUCAGAGUCCUCUACUAUGGUUACACAAUCAAUUACAAUCAGAACUAACGCCCCAUAAUGUUCUUGAUAAAUUAGCGGAACUAGUCAGUGAGAGAAUCCAGAAGAAUAAUCCAAAUGGAAGAAAAAGUUCAAUAGGAGCGGAAUAUCAAUCGGAAACCGAACUGGAUCUACAACAUUUAUUCCAAAAUACAAGCAUAGAUGAAUCCCGUAGUCCAGAUAUAAAUAUACCAGAAGAUUUCAAUUCAGAUCCAAAGGAAAGUGUGUUACUAAAAGAAAUAGAAAAUCCUUCAGCUAGUAUAGGAGAAAGUACCAAAGAUAGUGAACCAAUUAGUGACAAGAUUAAAUUUUAUACUGAAGAAGUUGGUGUGAUAACAAUCAAUUCUAAAAUUCCAAUUAAAAGUGAUAUAACAACUACAAAUAUACCUACUAGUGAAGAUAAAAAACCCGAAGAUGUUAAUGGAGACAAUAGUAUAUCAAGAAGUGAAAAUUUAAGUAAUAGUUCAAUUGAAAUAGAUAAUAUUGAAGAAGAAACAAAAAUUGUUGCUUCGGAACAUGAAGAAAUCAGUACUGAAGAAAAAUUAAACGAUUCAGAUCUUCAUUCAUCCAAUAAACUAUCAUCUAUUGAUACAGAUUUGAAAAUUAUUGUCAAAGAUAACAAGAUGACUACUAAACAAAAUGAUUUGGUGUUAAAUAAUGACGAAGAUACACAUAAUAAUGAAGUUGACAAGAAUAGAAGUUCAAAUACCGAAGUAGAACAUCAAAUGUUGUCUCCUUCGGAAAUACUGAAGUUUUAUAAAUCACCACCGGCUUGUCUUAGCCCUUUGAGCCCUUAUCCAUCGAAAACUGAUACAAUUAAAUGUAGAACAAUGAAAAAUAAACAAGAGGAUGAAUCUGAUAAGUGUUGUAGUGAUAUUGAAGAUACCAGUCCUCUUUUGAAGACCUCUCCGAUGUCCCGAUGCAUAAACUCUCUUCUUAAAGAUGAAAAUAAACUUUCAAAUGAAUUAGAUUCCUUCAUAAACGCUUUCCAAUCAAAUAAGAGCUUCAGCGAAUUGAGUGGAUCUCCGAUUAGAAAAAAUGCUGUUAGAAAUUUAUCGAAUUAUUUUGAUAGGCACUCUGGCACUAAUAACCCGUCAAUAGAAGAAGAUCCUUCAGUUAAUUUGGAUAAAUUAGAAGAUAAAUUUCCAAUAUUCCCCAUUCCAACAGAUGGUACACUAGAAAUUGAAGAAGAAUUACCCUAUAAGCAACUGGGAAUUAUCGAAAUAAAAUCUUCCGAAUCGUUACCUUUACAUCCGAGUCAAGAUUUACCUGCACCUAUACCUAUAUGUACCUCUAAUUCUCCAUCUACUUUCGCACAACCUCAUCUGUCAUCUCCUGUAUCCAAUUCUCUAUCAAUUCCUAUACCUAGCGAUAUAUCAUCUUGUAUAUCAACAUUUUCCACUAUAAAUUGCACACCAUCAGCUUCUCUAAGUUGUCUAGAAUCUGUAAUUGACCUCAGGACAUAUCCUCCAUCUUCCUCUAUUGUGCCUAGUUGUCCAGCAUCUCCCAUACCUAAAUUGUUAGAAUCAUCCACAUCUAUUUGCCUAGCAUUUACCACCCCCAGUAGUCCAGCUUCUGUCCCAACCAGCUGUCAAGAAUCUACUACAUUUAGUUGUCUAGCAUCUCCUGUACCUAGUUGUCCAGCAUCUCCUGUACCUAGUUGUCCAGCAUCUCCUGUACCUAGUUGUCCAGCAUCUCCUGUAGCUAGUUGUCCAGCAUCUCCUGUACCUAGUUGUCCAGCAUCUCCUGUACCUAGUUGUCCAGCACCUCCUGUAGCUAGUUGUCCAGCAUCUCCUGUAGCUAGUUGUCCAGCAUCUCCUGUACCUAGUUGUCCAGCACCUCCUGUAGCUAGUUGUCCAGCAUCUCCUGUAGCUAGUUGUCCAGCAUCUCCUGUACCUAGUUGUCCAGCACCUCCUGUACCUAGUUGUCCAGCAUCUCCUGUACCUACUUCUCCAGCAUCUCCUGUAGCUAGUUGUCCAGCAUCUCCUGUACCUAGUUGUCCAGCAUCUCCUGUACCUAGUUGUCCAGCAUCUCCUAUACCCAGUUGUCCAAUAUCGGAUUGUCCUCAAUCUCCAGAACAAAGUGAUUCAACUUUUCCUUACCAAACUGAUAUUUUUCCUAAAAUUAUUCCCCUGGAGAAAAUUGAAGAUGUAAAUGGGAGUGAUAAUUCCAAAAUUGAAUCAGACGAAGGAAUUUCUAUUGAUAUUUCUGUAGAAACCGAAGCAGAAGUUCCAUUAGUAGGAGAUGAAAAAAAUUUUGUUGGAUCUAAAACUGAGUUUUUGUUAGAUCAUACAGCAUGUCCCCUAAGGACUUUUCAAUCAUUCGAUAGUAUUAAAAAUGGAAACAGUAUAAAAAAGGCAUGUACACUAAAAAAAAUGAAUCCUGGUAUAGAAAAAAACGGAAUGAUAACGAGGAGACGGGCAGCAGAAUUUAAUAAAGAAUUAGAAGGAACGGAAAGCAAAAUUAGUAAUAAAUCAUGUUGCCACAUUUGUUUAACGAAGCAUUCGUGUAAACGAAAGGGUUUGGGGAAUAUGAAGGUAUCGAAUUUGGAGGAAUUUUCUGGUUCAGAAAUGACAAGGAAAAGAAAAAGGAAAACAAUCGAUUCUGAUAAGGCACCAACAACAAAACCUGAUGAUCUAAAUCAUGUAUUGCAAGAAACAACUACGAUAAUUGAUCCCCAGGAACCACGCAUCCCACCCAUGAAUGAUAUAGUUAAAAGAGGUAGAGGAAGACCACGAAAAUAUCCAAAGGUAGAGGAAAAUCGGAGCUCAAAUUUAGAAACAUCAGAAAUAAAUUGUGGAACAGAAUUGGCAACUCCACUUGACCCUAGUUCUGUUGGUAGUAAAGAAAACGUGAGAUGUAGACCUACAAAGAGGACAAAGCUCCAAUCAAAAAUAAUGAAACAGAUGAAAGAAAAACAAAAAAUGUUAAAAACGCCUGUUUCUUUACGUAAAAAUCCUAAUGACUGUGAUACGAAUAGAUUUAAAGAAAGUGCAUCUCUAAUCGAAAGUAGUUCGGUUCAGUUGCAAUCAACUACCGGAGCUAAAAGGAUUAACGUCGUGCAGAAUAUAUUGAUUCGACCUGCUUGCAAUAAACCGAUAGAUUUAUUGGAUGGACAGUUUUCUAGUCAGUCAAAUUUUAAAAAAUCAGUUAGAACACUUAGGAAUAAACGACCGGCUGUGAAGGACGAUUGUGAUAUUCUCUCGAAGAUAAUGAAUGACAUGGACAAGGGGAAAACGAAAGAAGAAGUUAGAAAUAUUGUGAUAAGAGACGUUCCCAGUGGUGUAGACGAUAAACAAUGGAGAAUAAGAAUACUGGAUAUGGCUGAAGUGAUGUAUAACGCGACUGUUGAUAUGAAGCAUAUUUAUGGUCUGACGCCUACCAAGAAAAAACGAAAAGGAAUUUUGAAAAACGAUGCAGUAUUACCUGAAAAAAUAGCUGUAUUACUAAAAAAACUGUUAUCUAUCCCAAAUGAAGAUGACAUACCCCAUGAAAUUGUAUUGGAAUUCAAAAGACAGACUUCAAAUGAAAUCAUCGACAUCGUUAUUUACCAAAUUUCUAGAGACAUUCACGACUUGCCUGACAAUAAAUAUUAUCCGGCCCCCCUUAUGACCAGAACUCAGAGAAUAUUUCUUUCUCUUCUGGUCAGAUUAGAAAAAGAAAAGGGAUUCGAAAAUAUCGUUGAAACGUUUUUUUCCAGAAUACAAGAGCAUAUCCUUAGAAUGGGAUGCGGUAUCCGAAAAGCCAUCCCUUUAACGAGAUUAUUUGUAAGUUUGUGUCGAUUACAUGCUGAUAUACACAGAAUGCGAACAUUCUGUUGCGAAGCUUUUUUCUAUGCUGGAGAUUUGGCUGUUCCAAUUUUUUUUACUGUUUUGACUUCAUGGAUUGACUUAUUACCUUUCGCAGCUGAUGUCAAAAAUUACCCAAUGGCAAAGUUAUUAAUACAAUUAGUUCAUCUAAAAACUUGUCGUAGACCUGGCUACAACCUUCUGGCCCUAAAAAGUUUAUUUAGUCAAUAUUACGGUUACCCCAAGGAAAGGUGGAACUGCGAUGAACUAUUCGAAGAAUUUUAUCAACUGUUUUUAACCAAUCCGUCUACACCUACAGAAUAUGCAAUCCGUUUAUACUGCAAAAAUAAAGAUACGAAAUGGGUGUAUAAGAAGAUCAACGAAUAUUUCAAACCACUGGUAUAUAAGAUUCCAGAUGAAAAUGUGAAUUUCAAAGCAACCACAGUUAUUCUGAUGGGGAAAAUUUGUAGGAUGUUCAAGCCGAGUAACAGUCAUGAUAAAGAUUGUUUAACUGAAUUAUUACGAUGGUUCGAAGGAUUAUUAGAAGAUAAUCCUGCGCUGAUUAUAGAACAGAGUAUCCAAUAUACCAUACAGCAUCUUCCAAAAGAAGGGAAGAAAAGACAAAGAUAUUUUGAGUCUUCUACCGGCAACAAUUGAAUAGAAACAAGGGAAUUUUAAUUAAAGUAUUUUAUUUCGUGACUUUAUGUACAAUUGUUUUAAUUUUUCUUUUUUUUUAUAAUAAUAGUUCGAAUUUGUUUUAAUUUUAGGGUUAUUUAUUGUAAAUAUAAGAAGUUUGUUACCAAAAAUUACAUUAUUUUAAACAA